Molecule: messenger RNA, 3182 nt
Organism: Hibiscus syriacus
Lineage: Eukaryota; Viridiplantae; Streptophyta; Magnoliopsida; Malvales; Malvaceae
Product: kinesin-like protein KIN-14G
Exons: 19
Coding region: 1-3030 (1009 amino acids)
Biological process (GO): microtubule-based movement
Molecular function (GO): microtubule binding; ATP binding; microtubule motor activity
Source: RefSeq, a predicted model, not a curated record
AUGGCAUCGGAUUCGGUGAUUCCGCAAGCCACUGUAAUAUCAGUUUUGGAAGAAGUUAUUCAGAAGCAUGGAACUCGAAUUGACGAUAUUAGUCAUAUUACUAAUUCGAGAAACACAGAGGAGGCUUCUUGGAAAAUAUAUGAAGCUACUGGGUGGCUGAGAAAAACAGUUGGAGUAGUUCUGGGUAAAGAUUUGCCUGCUGAGCCUUCUGAAGAUGAAUUCAGGCUCGGGUUGCGAAGUGGAAAGAUCCUGUGCACUGCUCUUAACAAGAUUCAACCUGGAUCUGUGCCUAAGAUAGUAGAUGGACCUAGUGAUUCAAGUAUAAUUCCUGAUGGGGUUGAUUUAUCAGAGUACCCAUUCUUUGAGAAUGUGAGAAACUUCCUUCAAGUUAUAGAGGAACUGGGGAUUCCUACUUUUGAAGCUUCAGAUUUGGAACAGGCUGGGAAAACUAAAAGGAUCGUGCAGUGUGUUCUUGCAUUAAAGUCUUACAGUGAAUGGAAAAAGAGUGGUGGAGUUGGUGCAUGGAAAUAUAUAGAAAGUGCCAAACCCCCCACAAGUCCCGUGCCGGUGAACCCCCCCACAAGUUCCGGGCUGGUGAGAUCUUUCACACGAAGAAACAGCGAACCGUUCAUGAAUUGUUCCCUUUCAAGGACAAUGUCAUUGGGUGAGAAAUCCAUGGACAGCUUGAAUAGUGAGCAGUCGGACCUCAGUGACACGGCUUCCUUGCCUUCUUUGAGUAUGUUAGUUCGAGCAGCCAUUUUACAUAAGAGGCAAGAAGAGAUUCCAAUGAUCGUGGAAUCUAUGAUAACUAAAGUCUCGGAGGAGUACGAGCGUCGCUUGGCAAGCCACAGUGAACUGAGUAAAACUAGUUCAAAGGAUAUGGAAGAAUCUCUUCCUGUUAACUCUCUGUCUCUAACUGCCUCAUGCGAUGAGGACAAGGUUGAGGUAGAAGUAGAGGCACCAGAAGAGGUAGAGGCACCAGCAGAGGAAACGGUUGAAGAUGAAUCAUCGACCGAGUCAAAGAAAAAGGAACCUCAAAAUGAGGAGUGCAAUACCGAUGAGGAAACACCAAGGCAUCUUUUGGAACAGAAGACAAUGGUUGAACAACAACAUCAACAACAACAAUAUAUUCUGGAACUGAAGCAUAGUCUUCGUUCGACAAAAGUGGGUAUGGAACAUUUGCAGACGAAAUACCACGAAGAGUUUAACAAUCUAGGUAAGCACUUGCAUACUCUAGCUUAUGCAGCUUCGGGAUAUAAGACAGUUCUUGAAGAAAACCGCAAGUUAUACAAUCAAGUGCAGGACCUGAAAGGGAGUAUAAGAGUAUACUGUCGAGUAAGACCACAAUUUGGUGUGCAAUCAAACGUUUUGAGUUGUGUAGACCACAUAGAUGACACAACUAUCACAGUCCUUGUCCCUUCGAAAAAUGGAAAAGAGGGCCGAAAAUCAUUUACUUUUAACAAGAUUUUCGGUCCUUCUGCAACCCAAGCGGAGGUUUUCUCUGAUACCCAACCUUUGAUUCGAUCCGUUCUUGAUGGGUUUAAUGUUUGUAUAUUUGCAUAUGGUCAAACAGGAUCAGGGAAAACUCAUACCAUGUCUGGGCCUACAGUGCUCACAGAGGAAGGCUUAGGUGUAAACUACAGGGCAUUGGGUGAUCUAUUUGAAAUCACGAACCAGAGGAAAGAAACCAUUUCCUACGUAAUUUCGGUGCAAAUGCUUGAAAUUUACAAUGAGCAAGUCAAGGAUCUCCUUGCAGCUGAUGGUGCAAAUAAGAGACUAGACAUUCGUAACAGCUCUCAAAAUGGGAUUAAUGUACCUGAUGCACAACUUGUACGUGUAUCGUCGACAUCUGAUGUCAUAAACUUGAUGAACCUUGGGCAAAAAAACCGCACGGUUUUCUCCACAGCCAUGAAUGACCGGAGUAGUCGAUCUCACAGCUGCUUGACAGUUCACGUCCAAGGAAAAGACCUUACUUCAGGAAACGUUCUUCACGGCUCUAUGCAUCUGGUUGAUCUGGCAGGAAGUGAAAGAGUUGACAAAUCCGAGGUGACGGGGGAUCGGUUAAAAGAGGCACAACACAUUAACAAAUCCCUUGCAGCUUUAGGCGAUGUGAUCGCUUCUCUCGCUUCGAAAAGUUCACAUGUUCCCUAUAGAAACAGUAAACUUACUCAGUUGCUGCAAGAUUCACUUGGAGGACAAGCCAAAACACUCAUGUUUGUUCAUAUUGCUCCCGAGUAUGAUGCUCAUGGAGAAACACUUAGUACACUCAAAUUUGCAGAAAGGGUAGCCACAGUUGAGCUUGGUGCUGCUAAAAUGAACAAAGAUAACGCAGAAGUGAAAGAGCUUAAAGACCAGAUAGCUAUUCUUAAAGCAGCCUUAGCCACCGCGAAAAAGGAAGGAGAGGCCGAGCAAGUGCAACGGAGUCAAACCAUACCCACCAGUCCAGAAGCAAAAACAUCGAGCCUUGAAACAUCCCCUUCUCUUCCAAAAGGCCAAAGUUCCAGUGAUCAGUCUAGCAGUGUCUGUAACGCUGAGAAUGAGUCUUCAACCACGUCUAGGAGAGGAAGUUUGGAAAUCCAAGACAUGUUAUCGAAUCCGUCUCUUUGGCCACCUCUUGAGGUUGUCAAGUCAAACGAAGAUGAUAAAACCAUGGUCAACAAGCAAGACAACUUGAAUAAACUGUCUGCAAACAAAAAGGGCAACCAAGAGAACGAUCAGCAACGAGUUCGCUCUGAAGUUGGCUCCACCGAUGAUUCUUCCAGCAUCGAUGCUACAACUAGCGAUUGUUCGGAGACCGACUCGGUUUCGCUAUCCAAUACCAUUCCUAAAACAACCACUGCUUCAAAUGGGAUGGCACUUAAACCAAAGAGACAGCAACAAUCCAGACUACCUAGUCCAGCAAAGACCAAGACCACAGAAGUCAAGAGCGCAAUUCCAUCACUAAUACCGCCACCAUCUUCCUGGAGACAGUCAACCGGAGCUAUUACAAAUGCGAGCAAGCCAAAACGGAAAACUGCACCAACAAAGUGAUUAAACCAACAGUGUUAAACGAACCGGCCUCCUCAUUUUUUUCCCAUUUUUCAUUGUGCUCCUUACUUGUGUAUGACUUAGUUGCAGUGAAAAGGAGAUGGUCACAUAUAAAGUAGUGGCAACAAUGCCUGUGUUUAGUUGUGGUAAAAUCA